UAGAGGUACGCUGGUUGUGAGAGAGGCAGAGCCAGAAGCAGGACAUCUUCCUGCAUUUCAAAGCCAAAGGAGUAGAAUGCCUGGAUCUUCAUCGAAUGGGCAAACACUUACGCCGAAUUCGGCCGUUGGGGAAGAUGCGACUAUGACGACAAAGGGAGCCACACAAGAUUUGGUGAAUCCUGACGACGGGUCAAGGUCAAGUUUGUCUGAGGACGAAGUGGGACUAACGUCGGCCGACGAACGAGCGAGCCGGUCGAGCCGAGAGGGCGAGGUGUCGCGCGCAAUGGCCGACAUGCUGCGUGAUGUCGCCACAGAUUGCGAGAGCGGCGGCAAGAGCCGACCGACGAGUUCGUUCCUGUACGAGGACGACGAGGUGUCGUUUGUCGUGCCUGCUGGCCACGAGGACGAGCACGAUGGCAGCGCAGCGGCGGACGGCGAGGCCUGCGACCGUGACGUCUCCGAGAAGGCAGGUUUGCUCGCGAGCGAGGGCGCGGCGAGGGCGCACCACCUCACCGCGCUGAAGGAGAACAUCCAGACGGAGUUGCCGCUCAAGAGGCAGAAGGCGCGCAAGAGUUUUCCAAGCGCAGGCCUGCGGUCGAAGACGGAGUCGGCGCAGGAGGUGAAGAUGCGCAUGCAGCAGAGCGUCGUCGAGCGUGACGGCGCGGAGAACGCGCGCGCGGUGGCGCUAGCGCAGCGCGCUGAACUCGAGAACAUCGUCGACCUGUCGCUCGACCUCGAGCACUUUCGAUCGGUCGGCUUGCUGGGCUUUGCCUCGUCGUUUCCGAUGGAUCGGCUCUUUGCUCGGCUGCAGUUGCCUGCCGCUGCCCCUGCUCAGCCGGUCAAGCGCAAACGUAUUCGCUUUGGUGUGUACUCCCUGCAGAACCAGCAGCGGAAACGCAGACUCAACAAGAGAUUGCGCAGCCUCAGCCUCCAGCAGCAGCAGGGGGAGACUCUAGAGACUGAGACUGAUGCUUCGUGUUCCGAGGCCGUCGACGCGGUAGCAGACGCAGCGUGCGAACAAGGUGACAUCACAUCGUUGGUCAGCAAGGAAGAAAAAGUUGCUGGGGUAACGCAUAACAGUGGAGAUGCUGCCGGGCGUACCAGUGAGGAGGGAGAGGUUGCGGGGCUUCCUGAAGAUAGGGGCGAGUUUGAAGAGCUAGUUCACAUAAAUACAGAAGUAGUAGAAGCUUCACCCAAGGAAGAGCAGGAGCUCGGAUGUAAGCAGAAAGAGGUUACAGAAACAGUUCCAUUUCUAAAGUCACCUGGCACAUUGAAGGAGGAAGCAAACCAAGAUGAUUAUAUUGACACUUUCCAGCAGGAGACUGACAAAACUAAGUCACCAUCACUCAGUACUAAUGAAAGAAACGAAAUUCCAAAUAUAUCUGACAAAGCUGAGGAUGAGAAGAGUGUGGACGGAAGUGAGUCAUCCAGCCCGCGUGGUGAUCAUAAAAGGCAAUCUAAUGGUGAUGGGGAAGAGAGCCUUAGUGGUGCCAGUAGCACAUCAGAGAGUGACAGUAAGAAGCUGAGGUUAGAGGACCUUGGCCUGGUGCCAAGAAAUGGGCUGAGUAAAGAUGUCACAGACAAGCUGCAGACAUUCUUGCACGUGGAUAAUGUGCUGCCACCACUCUGUCACUGUCGUGUGAAAGUCGGGUCACUUGCAAAGACAAAAGCCACCAAGUGUCAAGCUUUGAACACCAUAGAUGACAAAGUGAUUGGAUGCUGCAAGAAUGUGGUGAACCACCAGCUCGUGCGUCCAUCACCCAGGAUCAGCUUCUUUGCUGUUUGCGAGGUGCACCGGACCAGACUACGGCGCCACCAGUGCUGUCCAAUGUGUGGACUGUAUUGCACGCAGGGAGAUUUCAUCAAGUGCUGUGAUGAGCUGUCACACAUGUUCCACAAGGACUGUACGUUGUACAACAGCGAUGGAGUGCCGCUGUGUCCGCACUGUGGCUCUUUCUCCGAAGGAGUUGCAAUAAAGCUGAAAAUACGAUCGUCGCAACUGCCCUCCUUCUUGGAGCAGCAACGAAAGAGCGGACCUCAUGCUCAGAUGACAUUCCCAACAGAGAAGUUAUCAUCAGAGAUUUCCUCUGACUCGAGAUAUUCAGUAGUCUUCUCCGAAUCUGGAAAGACGUUCUCUGCUGCUACUCUGCCUUUGGGUCCUGACAGAAAGGAGCUGGAAACAAUAUUGAGCACCUGGGAAGAAGAUAGCAUGCGACAAAUAAAGAAUAAAAGUUUGUACUCUGCAGCUAGGGCUGGCGACGUAGAAAAAGUGUUGAUCUUGUUAGGCUUGGGAAUGGAUCCAACCACACGCUAUGAAGAGGCUAGCAAUGGAACGGCCCUACAUGUGGCUGCAGAGAAGGGCAAUGUUGUUAUCACACAUCUGCUCAUUCAGGCGGGUGCGUGCGUCAACGUUAUUGAUGAUCGGUUAAGAACCCCGUUAAUGGAUGCAGCGGACAACAAUCGUGUCAAAGUUAUGAAAUACCUUCUGAUGGCCGGCGCUUUCACUGACACAAGGGGAGAGGAUAGCAUGACGUGCCUGCAUCUCGCAGCGAAGGCAGGUAACCUCGAGGCUGUUGUAUACCUGAUAGAGAGCGGUAAGCUGAAUGUCAACCUACAGGAUGAAGGCGGCUGGACGGCGCUCAUCUGGGCAACAGAGUACAAGCACCUGGAAGUCGUUCGCUACCUUACGAGCCGUGGCGGCAACGCGGCGCUCAUCGAUGUCGAAGAGAACACUGCACUCCACUGGUCAUCCUUUUCUGGUUGUGCCGAAAUUGCUGAGAUCUACCUUUCGCAGGGCUGUGAUAUCAAUGGGAAGAACGAACAUGGAGACACACCACUCCACAUUGCGUCCCGUCAGGACCACUAUGACAUAGUUGUGCUGCUGCUCUCAAGAGGUGCCAGUGUGCAUGAGAAAAACAACCAGGGUGAAGAACCGAUAUCCUGCUGCCCUGAUCCAGCUUCAAAGGUGUGGAUGGCAUUGAGGGUGAAUUUGGAAUUGUCCAAGACAACUCUACAGCAAGCCCAUCCUACAGAAAAAGUCCUGCACAGGGAUGUCUCUCUGGGGAGAGAGAACGUGCCAAUCGUAUGCUUGAACUGGCAUGACGAUGAGGGUAUACCAGAGGACUACCAGUACGUGACAGAAAACGUGGAGACCAGCCAGCUCGUGUCCAUCAACAGACUGAUCUCGAGUCUGCAGCACUGUCAGUGUCGCGACAACUGUGGGUCCACCAGCUGCACAUGCACAAUAAACAGUGUCAGGCUGUGGUAUGAUGCGCAAGGCAAGCUGGUUGAAGAUUUCAACAUGCACGAUCCGCCAAUACUGUUUGAGUGCAACAAGGCCUGCCGGUGCUGGCGCAAGUGCAGCAAUCGAAUUGUGCAGGAUGGGAUAAAGGUGCGCCUGCAGUUGUUCCGGACACCCGGGAAAGGCUGGGGAGUGCGACCGCUACAGAACGUCUCGAAAGGAACCUUCAUAUGCGAAUACAUCGGUGAGGUGAUAACUGACAGUGAGGCAGACACCAGAGAAGAUGAUUCCUACUUGUUCGACCUUGACAACAAGGAAGGCGAGACGUACUGCAUUGAUGCGCGUUACUAUGGCAACGUGGCCCGCUUCAUCAACCACCUGUGCGAGCCGAACGUUGUUCCGAUCAAGGUGUUCGUCGACCAUCAGGACCUGCGCUUCCCGAGGAUUGCCCUGUUUGCGAGCCGCGACAUCAGAGCUUAUGAAGAGCUAGGGUUCGACUACGGUGACAAGUUCUGGAUCAUCAAAUACAAGCACUUCACGUGCACGUGCGCAUCGGACAAGUGCAAAUACUCGACGCAGACGAUCGACACGACCGUCGCGCGCUACUACAAGCUGAUCGCUGACCUCGACGCCGAGGCUCACCCCGCCGAGCCGAGCGUGGCCACCUGAGGGUGCCCGCACGAUCGAGGACAACGCGUCAUGUCGGCGCGUCACCGCGCGUCGGCGGUUGUGUGUGAUGAAUUGCCGGCUGAUGCUGCACUGGACCAAGCUGAAACAUUCGCUGAUGGUGCUGCGCGUCAUUCAGCUCCGGGCGUGAAGGGGUGGGAUAACGGUAAAUGGCGACCAUUUGCGAGCUAAUGAUAAUUGGGCUCAUUAGCGUCUUUCUGUCUUUCCUCCUACUAAUCUGACAAAAAAAUGCCAGCUGCAAAAUGGCCGAUAACAAAGUCCCUAAUCCCCUUGCUGUUUUUUGUUCACGACACGCACACAAUCACUCCACAGCUGAUUUUAUCCAGUUACCACAUGCCACGGUGCAGUCUUUCAUAAUUCGUGAAUGUAUAAGCUACGCAUAGCGAGCAACAUAAGAAAUAUUUGCAAAAAUACUGGCACCUGUUGAUAAAUCUCUAUUAACCUUUAUACUUCAUUAUUAUCUUGUCAAUUCCAUGGCAAUUCUAUUGUCGAAUCUAUUGCAAGUAUUUGUAAACGCUUCAUGUUUGACUUUUCAAUCCCUUACUAAAUCAUUGUCAACGCCUGGUGUAGAUACAGGGGCCUUCUAAAUUAUUGUAUACCCCGUUAUCAAUGGCUUAUCAACCUCUUGUUGAGGCUUUUAGCAAAUCUCUGUCACCUCUUCACCUUUAGUUUCACAACCCUCACUAACUCCUUGUCAACUGUUAAAUUUCCAUCAACCCUUUAUCACUCGCUGAAAUGUAUCCCAGUGUGUGCCCGUCAGGGCUUAGUCGUCAGAACACUGCUAAGUUGAGAGUGGAAGAAUGGAAAGAAAGGAGACCGAGCUAGGAGGAGAUGCAAGAUUAGAAUCCUCGCGUCCGAAUCCUAUAAUCCUAAUAAGUGCUGAUUAUCUCUUCAGUCAAUUGCACACAACUGGUUUCGAGUUCUCAACAAGAUUUGCGGCAUAGCCUUUGCCAGUGGCGAGUGUGAAUCCAUGUGCAGUAAUUGUUCAGGGAACAGAGCAGCAGCAGAGCAGACUAUAGCCAGUGGGUUUCGCGAGGGGCUCAUCACAAUUGUCUAGGAUUUACUUGUACUUGAAAUUGCGGGCGAUAUUCUUAGAAAGGAGUGGGUUGGUGGCUCAGAAGUGUUGGUGGAAGUGAUAAGGAGUGACUGAUGGUAGAGAACAGGAAGGGUUGGCGGAACGAGCAAGAACCGUAGCAAGAAAAUUGGAGGGGUUUGGUGCUAGGGAUCAGGCAGGGUUGGUUGGCAGACAACUGGGUGGGUGUGGGGUGUGGGUUGUGGGGGGUGGGGGGUGAGAGAGUCGAGUUCGUUCGUACUUAGCAGGAACUAUUCUGUGUUAGGUUAUUGUAUUACUUCUAGACAUCACGUAUAGCCGGUUGUGGGUUCGUGAGUUCCGGCUGCUCUGAGCACGUCUUGUCCGACGAUCGGUGCGUGCGUGCGUGCGUGCGUUCGUGCGUGCGUGCGUGCGUGCGUGCGUGCGUGUGUUGUGUUGUGCGUGUGUUUGUGUUGUGCGUGUGUGUUUGUUUUAUUAUGUUUUUUUUUUCUGUACAUAAUAUUACCUGUACUAGUUUGAUCUCUAGCGAGGGCGCUCGUGCGUAAUUUAGCGGCUCAUCGUUUAUAGUCCAGACCAGACCGUCAGCCGGUUAGUCAGCUUAUCCAAUGUUGCGGCAUGAUGAGAGAUGCCUACCGUCACCCGCGAUGUGUUUUUAAAUAAUUUUAUCGACGUUUCCGAUGCCUGCCGGGGGUCAGCUGUGGGUCGACGACCAGGACAUUCGUCCUAGAGCGGUCGGUUGGUUGGCUUCAGCCGAAAUAUCGCACGACUUCCCUGGCGGUCAUUUUCAUCCCUCCCCUGCACUCAUUCAGGCAGAAAUCUAUGUUGGGACGUGGCCGGGGAGAGCCGUGGCGGUUUUUAGAAGAAUAAUUUCGAUAUGAUUUAGUGCCGUAUGCGUGCAACAUCCGAUACUGUCGUGCAAAAGUUGUUUUAAAAUAAUCCAAAUCCUUUUUACAUCGCAUCAUAGCCGUAGUGUUGUCGUAUUCGGCGAGAGCAGUAUUUCCGGCUGAAUGUUGAUCUAUUAAAUCUGAUGCUAUUUUGUGGACGUUCGUUUAAUAGUGUAGAGUAAUAAAACUUGGAGGAUUAGCUACCUUAUCGUCACAAUAUGUUCUAUACUUAAAGUAGUAGUCGCUGUAGCAAACACAAUUUCCAUGUAAGUGGGAUAUUGUGCUUGACGUAGGUGUAGCAAAUAUGUAAUCAGAUAUGAUAUCGUGAAAGAAUAUUUUCCCGUGAGUUUGUGUGACAUCCCGUACGUGAUGACGUCAGGGGAAGAUGUAUGACAUUGUUGUUGUUGUUGUUGUUGUUGUUGUUGUUGUUGUCCGGGUGGUGGUGGUGGGUGGUAAUGGUGGUAGUAAGGGGGGGGGGGAGAUAGUAUUUCACAGACAUUUUGGUCGAUUUCAAUGUUUUGCGUUGCUUUACAAAAGGUAGCCGACCGAUCUACUGGAUUAGUUACCAUGUUAAACAAGUGCACACCCUAUAGAACAACAACACCGUCAUCUUUAUGUAUACUUGCGCCUUCUGUACGAUUAGAGUUUGCAUGUUACUUAUAAGAAACGUUACAUCUAAAAAUAACAUUACGAUUUCCAUGUCUCGCUGAUACGACUUUAUUACACUAAGAAACCUUAAUAUCGUCUUUUUAAAAUCGUCGCCACGUGUAAGGAUGCACUCCAAGUGCAUCCUUGUAGGCCUAUUGCAUUUGAAAAUAAAAUUUAUAAUUACACGGUCUAUGUUGCGCGCAGUACGGGAACAGUUACUGAAUAUGAAUUAGGGUUCUACUUAUGUAAAUUUAGCUAUCUGAAUAUAGACAUUAUAUAAGUGAUCUACAUCUACAUUGCAUAUGGCCUCUCGCAGUGGGUCAAUUGGGAACAGAUUUAGCGUUUAUCAUAUAUACGGUAUUAUCUGUUUAUCCAAAAAUCAUCUCCAUAAAUUAUCACAGUAAGCCCGCAUAACGGCGCUGUGUAUUCGUCAUGAUUACGAUAUAAUAAAUUGCAGGAAUUGCAGAUUGAAGAAAUAGAA
This is a messenger RNA of Priapulus caudatus, 6992 nucleotides long. RefSeq names its product histone-lysine N-methyltransferase EHMT2-like. Lineage: Eukaryota; Metazoa; Priapulida; Priapulimorpha; Priapulimorphida; Priapulidae. Gene Ontology annotation, cellular component: nucleus. The transcript is spliced from 23 exons. Gene Ontology annotation, molecular function: zinc ion binding; protein-lysine N-methyltransferase activity; p53 binding. Bases 77 to 3910 code for a protein of 1277 amino acids. The record is from RefSeq and is a predicted model, not a curated record.